CGCGCCUCUUGGCCACACAGUACCUCCAGCAUCUAAGCAGAUUUAUGUGCGCUGGCGCAACGAGUCUGUUUGUUUUAUAAACCAUUGUAAUUAUUCGAAAUUUGUUUAGUGUAAUUUAUGGUUCGGUCGCGUGCACUCUUUCCGAAAUUUGUUGCGAUAUAAAUUCAGUCGUUGCGAAGUGUUUAAAAUAAUAAAAAAAUUAAUCGUUAAAAUGGCCACUCUUGUGCAAGCUCUACUGUUUAUGUGGCUGUGUUAUCAGAAUUUAUGUAUUACUUAUGGCGCUACACUUUCUCCGCUACGUAUUAGUCAUCCUGUGAAAUCUCAGCAAAGAAAUAAUGAAUAUUUACCACCCUAUACAACAGAGGUUGUUGCCGAGAAAUCCAUUAAUUACAGUUCCAACACUGUGCGACCACCUUCCACAUACCAAGCGCAGCAAGCGAACAAAAUGCACCAACAAACACAACAGUUUGCCAGCAAAAACUUAAGUAACUCACAACAAUCUCAAAACAAAAAUCUCUACACCUCGUAUGCAGCACCGGCCUCAGGCUCGGCACCAUUUUUAUACUCGCAACCGCAACAAGCCAAUCAAGUGCCAUUGCCCACACUCUUUCCCAAGUCCUUGGUAGAGCACCUUUCACCAGCAGCGCAAACGCCAACACAAAUGAAAAUGCAACAAUUACAACAACGUCAGCAACAACAGCAGCAGCAGCAGCAACAACAGUCACUAUACACCGAUUACACGAAGCAAUUAACCAAUGAGCUACCACUCGCCAAUACACCGUUGCUCAUGGUCGAAGAGCCCACCUCGUCACUGCUUACGCCUAGUCAAAAUCUUACCUUGGAGGCGGCACGCAUUUUAGCGUCCACUUUAUUGGAAGCGAAUGGUGAAGCACCGCUAGAAACACCAGGUCUAGCACCGCUUUCGAAUCCCAGCGCUUUGGAGCUGCCAAAUAAGCUCAACAGCACCGAUGUUUUGAUCUUGAAAUCGCAGAAGAACGCCUACAUAAUACCAGCGCCAUUGGCCAAAGAUGCCAGAAAUCCGUCCAACGCACGAGCGCUCUAUCAAAUGCGCGAUCAAUUGGACAAAGCUUACACCAUAAAUCAAUUUGUGUUCAUCAUCAAACCGGAGCGAAUCAAUUUCUUGAAUAAAUUGGUUUAGAGCACAGCGAUUUGAUUAAUUGCUUAAUUCCGCAAGCGUUAAUUUUUGUUUGUUUAAGUGUCAUACAUAUGUUAUUUUAGUAUUAUUGUUGUUGUUUAUAAUAAG
Zeugodacus cucurbitae (melon fly) is the source of this 1264-nucleotide messenger RNA. Its product is annotated as protein twist. Lineage: Eukaryota; Metazoa; Arthropoda; Insecta; Diptera; Tephritidae. The transcript is spliced from 4 exons. Bases 212 to 1159 code for a protein of 315 amino acids. The record is from RefSeq and is a predicted model, not a curated record.